Messenger RNA from Cadophora gregata, 7791 nucleotides. RefSeq names its product vacuolar membrane-associated protein iml1 (gene IML1). The transcript has 2 exons. Bases 390 to 6155 code for a protein of 1921 amino acids. The record is from RefSeq and is a predicted model, not a curated record. Gene Ontology annotation, biological process: negative regulation of TORC1 signaling; positive regulation of autophagy; intracellular signal transduction. Gene Ontology annotation, cellular component: GATOR1 complex. Lineage: Eukaryota; Fungi; Ascomycota; Leotiomycetes; Helotiales; Ploettnerulaceae. Gene Ontology annotation, molecular function: GTPase activator activity.
CGGAACAGCACAACAAGAACCAGGACCUGCGCCUGCGCCUGGACUGGCCCUGGACCUGGCCCUACCACCGACCUAUGUAAACAGAGCUCCAAGCUUCCCGUCACUUCACUGCUCUUCACUCCUCCGUAGGUAGCUAUUAUAGCUGCCCACUUGCCUCACGACGCUAUCAGAACCUCCGUCCUGGCUUUGCAGCUUCAUCACUGUCACUUUCACCACCACACCCUCACCUCCACCACCAUCAUCAGCAGCUUGCUCGACCUUCACCUUGCAGCAGUUCGGCUUUGCACUCCUCGCUCACAGGACGAUGUCUUGCGCCGCAGUUCUGCCCUCAUCGAGUGUACAGUCAUGACCAAGCUCUAUUGUCGCCAACAGCCAGGAUUUCGCUCACAAUGGCUCCCCCACCAGUAAUUACGCCUUCGACUCCUCGGCGGAAUACACCACGAGCUUCACAUCUGCGACAGGUCAGCAACGGCAGCUCGGAAACUACGAUCAUGAGCCGCCCAACGACUGCGGCAUCAGAUACUGGGACCAUCCAGCAUGAUCCAAUUCCCCCGAGACUGGUGAUUGAAAGAAAGUGUGUUCUGUGGGUUCAUGACGAAGGCUUCUCUAAGGAGGAUGUCGUUCUCAAUCUCGACUUGUUUCCCGAGGUCAAAGCCGGGGAUCUCAUGGCCAUCGUGCCGUUGAAGCCGGAGUCCGGGCUGCGGGAUUUCCAGGAGAGGUCGCAGACAGUCAAGAGAGAUUCAGAUACACUCUCGACAUCGAUGCAGAGAGAGCGGAGCUCGUCCAAUCCCAGAAGUCCAGGUACAUCCAAUGGCAACUCAAAGAGACAUGGGAGUGAUGCGAAACAUGACCCUGAUCUCCGGCAUCGCUAUGUACUUAUUGCCCGGGACAUGCCGAAAGACAUGAAGGCCAAGCAACCUAACCUCGAGGUCUCUAUCGCAAAGCAUAUUGCAGAUGCUUUCAGUCUAAAGGCUAGAUCUCAUGUCUUACUUUCCACGACCGAUGCAGCACAGAACUCUGCAUCCCAUGUGGAAAUGUCAUUUAAGGAUGAAUAUCUGGCAAGGUCUGACAUGUGGAGAUUGGCUGUUGCUGAACUUAGCAACAAAACGGUCUUUAAGGGUCAGAAGAUUCUCUUUAUGGGUACAAUUAAAGCUCAAGUGACUGCUGUUUACGUCGACGGUCGAAAGGUUCAAAGUGCUCUAUUCUCCACAAAUUCGAAGCCAAUCUUUCGAAGUGAAUCUGCUCGUUAUGUCUUAUUUAUUCAAAUGUCGAAGGAGAUGUGGGACUUCGAUUCGGAGGGAUCUGGUGAAAUCAUGUUCAACAAAGUUGUCAAUGGCUUCCUCCCAGCACUCUUCAAGAAAUGGGCAUCGCUCAAGGCGAAACAUCUCGUCAGUAUUGUACUCUUCACGAGGAUGGAAUAUGAUACUGGAAUUGCAUCCGAGCUGGUAACGAGUACCCAUGAUAGUUCGUAUCAUACCGGCGUUCAAGCAGAUGCAAACAAGAAGCCUUACAAAGACUUCUACAGAGUAGUUGUCAGCGAGAUGGCAAGCGGCUCAUGGACCACCAUCCUAUACCAACUGAAGCGUGAGUUCAAAUCAUUCCGCAGGGACAUCUCCCUGCAUCGUAUUAAUACCGUGAACUCUGUCGAGUUAUCUCCCGAAAUGAACACUGGCAGCAGCGUCCUUGGUACUCGUAUCGAAGCCGAGCCAUCCCUGGCCAUGCAUGGAAAUGUUCUUGAGGCUAUCAACCUUGCUUCACAGCAGUUCUCUCACGACUACAUUGAUCGAGAUCUCAUGCGAACCGGUAUCUCAAUUGUAGUUAUCACGCCUUGCCCGGGCCUUUUCGAAGUCGACUAUGAAACCCUGAGAAUGACGACAGAAAACCUUACCGGAAAUGGCAUUGGCAUUGACCUUGUAUGCUUACCAAAGAUGCCCUUGCAUUCUGUCCCUUUGUUCAGAUAUCGAAAUCCUCAAUAUGCUACCUUUCAAGAAGCUCUGCAUUUCAAAUCGCUUCGAAGCGAAGAUAGUACACCUCGCCAGAACGCGGCCAUUUUUGGAAGCAGUUUCUCGUCACUGAACGAAUCCUUGUCUCCAAACAAAUCGGCGUACCGUGAACGAACUGCUCGUGCUGGGUCCUUUGGCGCAAUCCAACCUCCUAGUGAAUGGUCGUAUGCCAUUCCGCAUUGGCUUGAUGUCUCCUUCUGGACGGGGGCGUCGCAAGAUCUCCGUCUCACAAAUCCAUCCGCAAAGACCAAGAAACGGCUUUUCAGGACCACACCUGUGCAACGUACUCCUGAUUUUGAAGUUCGAUGCAAGAUGUAUGAAAUGGAGAUGGCAAGCGUCAUGGAAAAUGUGAUGACAGAAAUUGCCGUCACGCCGCUGCAGCAUGAUGCCUUAUUCCCACAGAUGAUUUUGGGGCCACGAGAACCGCCCGGCAAAAAACAAGUUCCUGAUCGAGAGGUACAAUCAGAGACAAUCAGAAGGGACAGAGUCUACGGAAGUUUAUCUGAAUUCGUUAGUGGUCCAUCAAAGCCGCUGACAGAUAGGCACUCUUCCCAAGAGGACGAGAGAUUCUACAGAGCCCUGGAGACCUUUGAUGUUACAAGAGCUGAGCUUCUAGAAGACUUUCCGGAUGCUCGAUAUGGCGUAGAUACUAAAAGGUAUUUCAAGACAGGCAGUGAAGAGGCAGCCAGGGGCCUUCUCGCUGAAGAUCCCAAAGUAUUUGGGACUUCAUACAGUCAUGACAUCGGAGCUUCAAAGAGAACCAGUUUCUUGUCACGGCCAGCUUCCGCAAAGAGUAGCCAGGACUCCAAGCUCACAGGAGAAACAACAAAACCUCGGAAGGAGAGCAUCGCCAGCACUCUGACUGGCAAUUCGCGGGCGUCGCCUGUCAGACCAGGCAAAUUUGGACGUCAGAUCAGCCUCGGCAAAUUUGGAUUUGGCAUUGCUGCCCCCAAGGCCGCAACUGCUGAAAUUCAGAUUGAACAUGCAAGUGCAGGGAAGCCGACAUCCCGAACUCCAAACUCCCAAAAUCCCAAAAUGAACGGGGGAGCUGAAGUUGCAAGCCAAUUACUUGCCGCCAAGAAUGUUCACGGUCUUGAUAGGCCAUCAUCAUCCUAUGGUGACCAGUCCAAAUUGAAAGCCGAAGCCUCUGCAGCAGAGAAGAUUGGAACGCGGGAUGAGAUUGACACUGAAAGUCUAGAGUCAACUCGGCCUAUAACCAUUAGAAGUGCCUUGCAGUCAUUGGAUUCAACAAAUCAAUUUAAGUCGCGAUCAGUUCUCGGAUCCUUGUAUGAGGUAGCUGACCGGCGCGAUGAUGAUCGCCUUUUACACACUGUGCGACAUGACGACAAUCAGAAACUAUACAACUCAAAGUUACUUGCCGGAUCGGUUCCAGAGCUACCUGCAACGCUAUCUCCAACAAAAGCUUUGUCCCCCUGGCUAACCGUGUUGAAUCCAUCGAAUCCAGCUGCUAAUAUCUCAACUGGACCAAGUUCCUAUCGGCGAUGGCAGCAUGUUUUCCCUCGGCCAGUCUUAACAAAGACGAUGAAAUGGAAAUCUCUUUGCUCUCCGGCAUCAGUACCUCUGACGACCGAGUACUUCCCUACAAAACAUCAGCUCGAUACAGAAUACCAACAAAAACCAUACAAUAUAUCUCAAAACCCCGAGGAAGACCUGAACGAGGUACCAAAAGAUCGGGAAGAGCUCCUCAGGGAACUUGUUAGCUUACGUCUUUCCCAUGGCUUCCAGAUAGUUGUGGGGCCUGCCGUGGCUCAUGCCUUUGGUCAGAAAUCCAUGAAGAUUGCAAAUGUUUUCGACCCUGGACGCAUUGCGGAAGAUGGAGCCAGCGUAUUCAUGUCAAUGGGAAACAUAAUCCAUCAACUAUCAUGCGUAAAUGAGACUGGGGUUGAGAUCAACAUGUUUAUCCGUAAACCGACUGCGACAGCGACAGGCUCCGGAUCUCUCAUUCCCACGGCUUAUAAUCCGGCCAUUCGAACCACUUUGGCUGAUGAGUUCGCUUCGAGACUUGUUCUACUCGGCAAGCCAAAGGAGGAAUACAAUUGGAAUUACGUGGAUGCUUUCAUUGCUGGCAUCGCUGAGGAGAUGUCGGAGAAUCUACGCUUCUGGAGAGCUCGAUUCGUUUUAAUUCCUGUAGAAAGACCUACUCAGUCGCAGCGGCGUCAGGGAGAAGAUAAUGAAGAGGAAAUCCGGCUAGAGGGCAUAAAGAAACUCACGCAGAUGUGGCAGAGACACAGAGUUCUGACUGCCUCGGAGCGAAGGUUUCAGAGCCUAGGAUCCAGGAAAAUGAAAGAUCCAAAUCCUCUUGACAUUGUUUACAAAACAGAGGAUCCGUCAAUCGUCGUCACUGCUGAAUUGGAGACAUUACCCUUGGUAGAGACUGGGGAUGUGGGUCCUCGACGAGGCUUACUGCUCGAGCACGAACGCUUCCGCAAGUCAAAGCUUGAUAUUGCAGGACUAGCAGAUGCCAUACAGUCACCAGUCGAAAGAGGUGGGGUUCGUAUGCAGAAUCGCAGGUGGCAUUUUCGUCUACACUACAACUGUUUCAUUGGUUCUGAUAUGACUACUUGGCUCAUUGAGAAUUUCGAGGAUGUAGAGACAAGAGAAGAGGCGGUCGAAUUAGGAAAUUUUCUUAUGGCAAAAGACGAACUUCCGAGACAGAGAGAUAAAGAACUGGUAAAAGACACAGACAAAGACAUGGGAAUAUUCGUCCAUGUCGAGAAACGCCACCCGUUCAGAGACGGGCAAUAUUUCUACCAAGUAACGGGCGAGUUUGCGAAACAGCGUCCUGAAAGCCGCAGUGGCUGGUUCGCCACAAAGAGACGAGACAAUUCGAUUCCAUCGACCCCCAUGUCUGAUCAUGUGUUCAGAGACUCUCCGAGACCAGAAAGAUCGAGAUCAAGCUCAAACCACGAUGACAAGUCGACAGACUCCGGGGCAACAACUCCAACGACCCUUGGGGCUGCUGCAAAGCUACCCAAGGUUUCCCUCAGCAAGGUUAUGAAGUACGAUGUUGACCAUCGCAAGCGUUCAUAUCGACCUGAGAGGAUACACUUGCAUUAUGAUCGGCUCCAUAACCCCGACAAUUGCUAUCAUAUUCGAAUCGACUGGAUGGGGGUCACCGCCAAGCUGAUUGAAGAUGCGAUAGGAUCGUGGGCUUCAACGGCAGAGCGGUAUGGUCUGAGGCUCGUUGAGGCACCUAUGGGCGAAGCCUGCUCCAUUACCGAAUUGCACCCAUUUAGAAGCCCAUACAUCAUCGACCUCGUGUGUCAACCUCCAGAUCAGCAGCCCAGGACUUACUUUGAUAUCAAUUCUUUCGGCCCACAGCCACAGUCCAGUCCAGCAAGCCGCCAUUAUUACCAGAAGGCCAUAAUGAAGAAAUUCAAUUUUGUGCUGGAUAUCGAAGCAGCCAAAAACUUCCCAGCAAACGUUGACGUCACGUAUUCUUGGGGCAAGCCGAAUUUCAAGUAUUCGCAGUACAUACACCGAUCUGGAGUGCUGCUCGCACAGAUUACAGACGAAGGAGCCCUCUUACUUCUCGCCAAUCGCCUGUACAACAACCGAACCAUGGUGUCGAGAGAGUCUGACAGGUAUGUCAAGGGCCAUUUGGAUAACAAUACUCGCACCGUUUCCUCUCUCUACGGGCACGGCGUGAUGUCGGAUAAGCCUACUCCUGUCAAUUCUCCUAUGCUCCAUCCUUUCAUGACUAACCUUGGAUCUCCUGUCUUGCGAGCUACUUCUGACGUUUUGGGACCCAGCCUUGCCGGUUCAAAGCUUGUUAAUGCUGUCACGCCUGAGUCUAUUAAGAAUGAACUAGAGUCAUUUUGUCACGAUGGACCAGCUCUGGAGGUGUUUUACAAGGAGGUCUUUGAAAAAGCUACUCCUCCGAGUGCUACACCACCAAAUCUCAGGAGUCCUUACGCUGGUAGCGUUCUUGACUCAAAUAUUCCCACUCUAGGUCUCCCGCCGGGUUUGUUAGCAAGAGAUAGUAGCCCGAGCCCGAUGAGGCUGAGCGGCGUCCCUAUGCCUCCAUUUGGGCGGAGACAGAGUGUACAGAUCGGCGGUGCAGGUUCCAUGGGAGAUUCAAGACAAGAUAGCCCAAGAGGGAGCGUCAUUGAAGGCGAUAAAGCGGCAUGAGGAGCGAUUAGGUACUAAGAACGCGGAGGUUGAUGGACUGAAAUCUACCCUGGACUGACCCCUUUCACAUUGACCUCAUGUUUGUACAUCUAUUCUAUCUGUGUAUGACUAUUUCUUUAUUUGCGUUGUUCUUGCGGAAGCUGAGAGCUUAUACUGUAGCGGUGCAAGCACAGAAUUUCACUCUGCAUCGUCUGCAUGUGCUGCGUGUACAGCCAUUUGGACCCUGGCGUCAAGGAGUUUUGGCGUUUUCAUUUUGGGCUUCCUAAUCAUAGCGACUGUGACGGCAUCAGAGCGCAGUCCUAGAUCUGUCGUUGACCAGCCAUCUGACUUACCAUGGACGUGCGUUCCGCUUCCACCAAAUUCGCUGAGAGGAAUUUCCAAUUUUCCCACCUCUUCAAAUCCUAAUCUGCAGGUGCCGAAGUUCAGCAUACGCUCCCAGGCAAUCAACUUUGCCAGUGACCUACUUUCUGUAUAGAGGGACGCCUAAUGGGGCACCACUUAGAUAGCAGGUCAUGCACUGCUGGUCCGCCUUCUCCAGACCAUGCCGCACCAAGCCUGCACCAAUUCCACGUCGUUGAUGGGAUGGUGCAGUAGCAAGUUGUUCAAGCACUAUAUUCUAGUUAAAUCUCGUUUUUCGGGGAGUUCGAAGUGGCAGACACGAGUCAACGAAGGAUGAGUGUAAGCAUUACCGAAACAAGGUCCUUUUGGCCGAUGAUCUCUCUCCAUCUUCGUCAUCUUUGAGCGAAAAGUCUGACGGAGGGUAAGCUUGAUGCCUUCUGGCAGUGGAUUGGCUGCCCGAGAGCAGUCGAUGCUGGUGUAUGCCUUUGAAGCUUGAGCUCGUCAGUGCACAAAACCGAAGUCCGGAUAAAGAUUGCGGCUGUUCCGCUUCUUUGCAUCUGUAUUUGGGUGACAGAAGCAGGAAUUGGGAGAGUAAAUAACCCACCUUUUCGGACCACACCCAGAUCGCAAACCCAACAAUAACCUCCUUCUUUCCAGGCGGAGUCUCGACCACUUUCAGCGCGGUUGCGUCUUCUCCACAUGCUUCGCAAGCAGCCAACUCAGAUCUAAUACUGUUCACGGUCCAUGCCUGGCGAUCCUGUUUCUUGCAAUUUGCAAACUCCACCGUAAGGCGCUGACUGGUGGAGACGGAGAGCAUGCUAUUAGAUCGUCAGCCAGUUGUACGAUGUUCAAUGCUGCAAUUUGCUUGAACUGCGAAGUUUCGAGGCAAAUAUAUUGGAGCUGAUCUGAUUGCAACUGACAGUGCUCCUAUCUCCUCUGCAUCAUGGGCACUUGCUGGGACUGUCUUGAGAACCAUUGUAGAUCGAUUUCUCGCGAUGUGCACUGAGAAUGGAUUUGGCGUGUAGUAAUAGGGACUCGUGAGUUGCUAACCGAAAUAUCCCUAUGUCUACCAACCAGCAAUCAUCCGUUGUUUUGGCUCCUAUUUAUUUGUUGGCAUUUCAGGCAGCUGGAAUCUUGUGGGUUCCGCUCUUCUCGCCGGCGGGAGCUCGCUUGCGCUCCAGUACCUGCUCUGCCUCUGUUAGAAUAUAGGGACUGUAGGCGUAGACUCAGUACUAUAGGCUAUACUACUAAGUACACUACCCCUUUAUAUAAGAAAUUCUCUCUCUUUAUAGUAGCU